Messenger RNA from Sciurus carolinensis (gray squirrel), 1990 nucleotides. It is a transcript of the gene Nptxr, whose product is annotated as neuronal pentraxin receptor. The record is from RefSeq and is a predicted model, not a curated record. The transcript has 6 exons. Bases 1 to 1986 code for a protein of 661 amino acids. Lineage: Eukaryota; Metazoa; Chordata; Mammalia; Rodentia; Sciuridae.
AUGGCCAAUGCGCGCUCGGCACAAAGCUGCAGGAAAUCUCCCUGCGAGGUGGCUGUCGGCAUUACGGGUACCCGGGUGAGGCGGAGGCCACGAGGGGAGGGCUGGGGGUCGCCCAGGACCCCGCCGCGCGACCACCGGGUCGCCGCCCUCUGCGCUGCGCGGGCGGUGACAAAGAAGUCCUGGGUGUGGCCCCGGCCCGCGCGGCAUCCUCCGGCGAUCGCACCUGGGCGCCCGGCACGCAACGGGUGCGGGGCUGGGCCAGGGCCGCCGGGGGAGCGAGUGGGGCGGGGCCGCGGCGCCCGCUCCCUCCCCGCCGCCCGCCGCCUUCUCCUCCUCCCGCCGCCCGGGCUCAGAGCGGCGGCAGCAGCGGCCGCGGCGACAGCUCCGGCUCCCGCUCGCGAACCGCCCCGCGCUCCCGGGCCCCGCGCCCCGACCCCGCCGCCGCGCCUGCCGGGGCCUCUGCGCCCCGCCGCCCGCCUCACGCUGAAGUUCCUGGCUGUGCUGCUGGCCGCGGGCAUGCUGGCGUUCCUCGGUGCCGUCAUCUGCAUCAUCGCCAGCGUGCCCCUGGCGGCCAGCCCCGCGCGGGCGCUGCCCGGCGGCACCGACAACGCCUCGGCCGCCGCGGGCGCCGCCGCGUCCCCGGGCCCGCAGCGCAGCCUGAGCGCGCUGCACGGCGCGGGAGGCUCGGCCGGGCCCUCGGCGCUGCCCGGGGCGCCGGUGGCCAGCGCGCACCCGCUGCCGCCCGGGCCGCUCUUCAGCCGCUUCCUGUGCACGCCGCUGGCGGCCGCCUGCCCGUCGGGGACCGAGCAGGGGGACGCGGCGGGCGCGGCGCCGGGCGAGCGCGAAGAGCUGCUGCUGCUGCAGAGCACGGCCGAGCAGCUGCGCCAGACGGCGCUGCAGCAGGAGGCGCGCAUCCGCGCCGACCAGGACACCAUCCGCGAGCUCACCGGCAAGCUGGGCCGCUGCGAGAGCGGCCUGCCGCGCGGCCUCCAGGACACCGGGCCCCGCCGCGACACCAUGGCCGACGGGGCCUGGGACUCGCCCGCGCUCAUCCUGGAGCUGGAGGACGCCGUGCGCGCCCUCCGGGACCGCAUAGACCGCAUCGAGCAGGAGCUCCCGGCCCACGUGAACCUCUCGGCGGUCCCCGCCCCCGCCCCCGCGGUGCCCACCGCCCUGCACUCCAAGAUGGACGAGCUGGAGGGGCAGCUGCUGGCCAAGGUGCUGGCGCUGGAGAAGGAACGCGUGGCCCUCAGCCACAGCAGCCACCGGCAGCGGCAGGAGGUGGAGAAGGAGCUGGGCGCCCUGCAGGACCGCGUGGCCGAGCUGGAGCACGGGUCCUCGGCCUACAGCCCCCCCGACGCCUUCAAGCUCAGCAUCCCCAUCCGCAACAACUACAUGUACGGCCGCGUGCGGAAGGCGCUGCCCGAGCUCUACGCCUUCACAGCCUGCGUGUGGCUGCGGUCCAGGUCGGGCGGCUCCGGCCAGGGCACGCCCUUCUCCUACUCGGUGCCCGGGCAGGCCAACGAGAUCGUGCUGCUGGAGGCCGGCCAGGAGCCCAUGGAGCUGCUGAUCAACGACAAGGUGGCCCAGCUGCCUCUGAGCCUGAAGGACAACAUUUGGCACCACAUCUGCAUCGCCUGGACCACAAGGGAUGGCCUGUGGUCUGCCUACCAGGACGGGGAGCUGCGAGGCUCUGGGGAGAACCUGGCAGCCUGGCACCCCAUCAAGCCUCAUGGGAUCCUCAUCCUGGGCCAGGAGCAGGAUACCCUUGGGGGUCGAUUUGAUGCCACCCAGGCCUUCGUCGGUGACAUCACCCAGUUUAACCUGUGGGACCAUGCCCUGACACCUGCCCAGGUCCUGGGCAUUGCCAACUGUACUGGUCCACUGCUGGGCAACGUCCUCCCCUGGGAGGACAAGUUGGUGGAGGCCUUUGGGGGUGCAACGAAGUCCUCUUUUGAUGUCUGCAAGGGGCGAGCCAAGGCGUGAGGGG